Molecule: messenger RNA, 1050 nt
Organism: Pistacia vera
Lineage: Eukaryota; Viridiplantae; Streptophyta; Magnoliopsida; Sapindales; Anacardiaceae
Product: pathogenesis-related thaumatin-like protein 3.5
Exons: 3
Coding region: 28-885 (285 amino acids)
Biological process (GO): defense response
Cellular component (GO): extracellular region
Source: RefSeq, a predicted model, not a curated record
AAUUUCCUGACAUACACAGACUGAAAGAUGGCUCAUAACUCCAAUGCGACUCUCCCACUCUUAUUCAUCCUUAUUAUCAUGGCAUCAGGAACAAAAAUGUUUGCAAGAGCCAGAAAUAUUACCAUAGUGAAUGUGUGUAAAGAGACAGUAUGGCCUGGAAUAUUUACACGAGGUGAUGAUGAUAGUGGUGAAGGUUUUGCAUUGAAACCAGGCCAAUCUGCCUUCUACAAUGCCUCUGAUAAAUGGAGUGGCCGCAUAUGGGCAAGAACUGGUUGCAGUUUCAGCAACAGCACCAACUCUUGCCAAACAGGCGAUUGUGGCCCUUCCAUAAAUUGCACAGGACCAGGUAGUAAGCCAGUCACAAUUGCCGAAUUUACCCUCAGUCCCGACAUCGAUUUUUAUGAUGUUAGCCUUGUAGAUGGGUUCAACGUACCUAUAUUGGUUCAACCUCUCAGUGGUAAAGGAAAUUGUAGCAGGGCUGGUUGUGAUGGAGACUUGAGGCAAAGUUGCUCAUCUGAUCUUGCUGUUAAAGACAACGGGAAGGUGGUCGGCUGUCGUAGCGCAUGCGACCACUUUAACACUGACGAGUUUUGCUGUAGAGGCAUGUAUGGAGAUCUUGGCUCAUGCUCUCCUUCCAACUAUUCCAAGAGCUUCAAACAAGUGUGCCCUGCAGCAUCAAGCUAUGCAUUUGAUAACAAUUCAAGUGUUAUUACAUGUUCUGGGACAGACUAUAUCGUUGCCUUCUGUGCAGCAAGGAAUCAAACAGUGUGCUCUUACCAAGACAAUAAGCUUUCAUGUAAUCACCCGAAUGGCGCGAAGGCAUUCUCUCAGAACUGGUGGCUCCUCCUGAUGCUCGCGUUACCAAUGACAUUAAAUUAUGUUUGAGCUCCUGUUCAAUGUCCAUUUUGAAAUCUAAUGAAAUGUUUCCUGCUAUUCUUGAUACUCUUUCUCACACCUAAUCACUUGGAUGAUAUUCUAGUGUUAUUGCAGAAUGCUAAAAGGAAAUAAAACCAGGCACAAUAUUUUUCAUUUCAUUACUGAAAAUGUCAG